Rhipicephalus sanguineus (brown dog tick) is the source of this 1743-nucleotide messenger RNA. RefSeq lists its product as uncharacterized. Bases 1 to 1743 code for a protein of 580 amino acids. Gene Ontology annotation, molecular function: nucleic acid binding. NCBI's taxonomy places the organism in Eukaryota, Metazoa, Arthropoda, Arachnida, Ixodida, Ixodidae. The transcript has 2 exons. The record is from RefSeq and is a predicted model, not a curated record.
AUGAUCCUUAUCCCAAAACCGGGUAAAGCGCCGAGCCUCGACAACCUUCGCCCCAUAUCACUAACGUCGUGUGUCGGCAAGACCAUGGAGCACGCUCUGCUUAACCGCUGGCAAGCCCAUCUAGAGCAGAAAGAGGCAUAUCCACCGUCGAUCAUAGGAUUCCGCCCACAGCUAUCCACACAAGACGCAAUGAUACAGCUGAAACACCACGUGCUCGAUGGCAAGACGAGGGGGACCAGAGCAAUUCUUGGCCUCGACCUCGAGAGCGCGUUCGAUAAGAUCGCGCACUCGGCGAUAUUACACCAGGUAUCACGGCUAAACCUCGGUUUACGCGCUUACAACUACGUUAGAGAUUUCUUGACGGACAGACGGGCCGUUCUAGUGGCGGGAGACCUCGAGCUAGCAGAGCAGACGUUGGGAAGCACCGGCACCCCGCAAGGAUCGGUCAUCUCGCCCACGCUCUUUAACCUGGUCAUGAUCGGGCUCGCGGAAAAACUGCAAAAACUGGAAGACGUCCGGCACACAAUAUACGCUGACGAUAUUACCAUCUGGGUGCACCAAGGCAGCGACGGCCACAUCGAAACGGCGCUACAACUAGCAAUCGACACUAUAGAGGACCAUCUCGUGGGAACAGGGCUACGAUGCUCCCCGAAAAAGUCUGAACUCCUACUUUACCGCCCCACGCAAAGGGGUAGACCACUCGGGGGCGGUGGGAGGGCGGCGACAAUUAGGCAAGAAUAUGAAGAGAUCAGGCUGCACACGAGCACCGGAGCAACCAUCCCGAUAGUAAAGAGCAUAAGGGUCCUUGGCAUGAUAAUUGAGGCCAACGGCGUCAACGGCGAAACGAUUGCUAAGUUAAAGCACAAGACGACUAACGCCAUGAGACUCCUCAAGAGGGUUACUAGCAGAAGAAGCGGAAUGAGAGAAGAAGGUCUCAUACGACUUAUACACUCUUUCGUCAUGUGCCACAUUGCGUACGUCGCGGCAUUCCACAACUGGUACAAGGCAGAAGAAGCCAAGAUCGACGUCCUCAUCCGCAGGGUGUACAAGAUAGCUCUGGGGCUACCCGAGUCUACCAGCACUCACCUGUUGCUUCAACUUGGCCUUCACAACACACUCAGCGAAAUCGCCGAGGCGCAGCGCACUUCACAACUAGAAAGACUAUCGAGCACGAGAGCGGGACGCCAGAUCAUGGAAAGUCUCGGCAUUCGUUACCACACACAACAAGGCCAGAAAGCCGCCGUUCCAGACACGAUCAGGCAAACGCUAAGGGUUGACCCAAUUCCACGGAACGUUCACCCGGAGCACAACCAAGGCAGAAGAGUGGCCAGGGCCAGAGUUCUCCUCCACACUUACGGAGACGAAAUGGGGGCGCGGUUCGUUGACGCCGCUGAAUACGCAGAACGCUCACGAUUCGCGGUCGCGGUCGUCGAUUGGAAAGGCCAAACGAGAAUAUCGGCAAGUAUACCGUGCGAGCACGCACAAGAAGCGGAGGAAGUGGCGGUGGCGCUCGCACUCACGGAUACGACGUGCACGACGGUCAUCUGCGACUCGAGACAAGCAAUCAGAAACUUCGCCAAAGGAUGGAUCUCGCGACGAGCGGCCCGAAUCCUACGCAAUAGCCAACUCCAUCGAGUGGUAGAUUGUCAAACCAGGCUCAUCUGGUUUCCGGCUCACAUGGGAGAGCCAGUUGGUGGUGGCGCCACUGAGCAUGCGCCAGACGGUCAGGCGCUGAGCGUGUGA